UUAAUAAUUACUUAAAAUAGGAUUCAAAAUUGAAAUUAAGAUAGAUAUUUUUGAUGGAGAUUGAAGAAGAGCAAGACAUGAAUGUACCUGUUAAGCAAAAAACCGAGAAGAAAGAAGAUGAAGAACUUCUCCAAGCUAUCCUUGAAGAUGGUAAUGAAGUUGACCUAGCAACUUGGGAUCUGUGGGAAGUUAUCCCCAGGGUCUUUCGGUACCUGUCAAAAAGUCAUGCCCAAAAAGAUGAACAUUUACACCUUCUAAGUGCAAGCGCAUUAAUCAAAAUAGCUUCAGCCGCCAACCCUAAAGAAUUCAUUCUUAUUCUCCUCUCCCAACUAGAAGAAGAUUUUGAUGAUGCCAGAUUUUGUACCUUACUGAGACCUUUACAGAGUGUUCUCUUCCGUUUGCCAGAUGAAAAUGGGAAAUCAUUUCACUGGUGUCUUACGUCUAUUCAUGAUUGCUUAACAAAGCAUUUAUGUUUGCCAGGUGACUUUAAUUUUGAAGAUAGAGAAAAAGUACACCCAGAAAGUGAUGAAUAUCAAAUGAUAAUUUGUAAAGUCUAUGAAGAGUUAAUUUUCUUUUACCAGACAAUUCAAUAUGAAAUCUUGAAAAUUGUGGAUGUCCCAAAAUCUAAGAAAUUUGAACAAAUUUUUGUAAGUCAUCUAGUUAAAAUUCUUGGAAGGCCAUUAGUUCAGCUAAAUUUUGAGGGCGAAUCAUCAUCAAGCAGCCUUAAGAAGUCAGUAGAAAAUUUGCUGAAUUUAAUCUUUUCCAUGUCUGUUGAUGUUAUAUCCUUUGUAAAGAAAACUGAACCUCUGACCAGUCACAAAUUUAAUUCGGAAAAUUCUGAUUGUAUCCCUCUUUUAGCAUCUGCCAAUUUCUACUAUCUAAUUUUUUGCGAAAGGCUAGGUCCUAUUGAAAAAAUUCCCAAAGUUUACAGUACCAGUUAUCUAAGAUCUAAUAUUUUUCCUCUUGCGUCUGCUUUAAUUUUGUGUGAAGACUCCCUGAUCAGGAGGAAAGGCUUACUUUUAAGCAAUUUCAUGCUUGAAGAGCUCGAUAGUUGUUUUUUCACUGAGAGUGUUGUAUUAGAGCACUUCAUGCGAGGCUUAACGACUUGCAUAACUUAUGAAAAAACAGAGGAUAAUAGGAAACUAAGUUUUACAGUUUUCAAGAAUUACCUUUGUCAACUACGUCCUAAAGAAAAAUAUCUUGUAUUUCUAAAUCUCCAUACAAUCCUCACUAAUUCGAGCAUAAAAGCUUAUGUCAUAACUUGCAUCAAAGAUUCAGUGAUUCAGUAUUAUCAGCACCCAUUAUUUAGAGGCAAGUGCCUAUUUGAUUUAGUCGAUCUCUAUUGUAAGCUACCUGCAGGGUCAAGAACUGAUUUAAUGGAGUUCGCUAAUGAAACUAUUGCUUCACUCAAUUUCAUUCGUUUUUUGAUCAUUCGAGAUAGGAAUAAUAAGCUUGGUAGUCACAAGUACCUUAGAAAAAUACAUGAAAUACUGCUGGACCCUUUAGCUGAAGCUUUGAAAACUUCUCGGGUUAACUGGCAAUUAAAAUUGAAAGAAAUUGAUGAAGGUAUUUUAGAAGGCAACAAAGUGUCGAUGACUGUUGGUGGGCAAAGAUUACCAGAUAUGCCUAAAGAAGAACAGAUAGGUAUUGUCACUUCUGCAUUUAAUUGUAUUGAUCUUUUAGAAAGUCUCUCUAAGAGAGUGAAUGAAUGUUUUUUAGAAAUAUCUAUAGAGUCCUAGAUUUUUUAUCAUACUGUGAAAUUUAUGGUUCUUUUAUUUCCCUGCUGGAAACACAAAAAAAUGCGUUUUCAAUUAAACAUCAUAAAGAAGAGAGCAUUCUUCUAUCUCAUGGACUCAAUUUUUAUUUGAAUGCAUCAAAUUCAUAAUAUUUAAAGACUUUUAUAUGUUUUUUCAAGGAGAAGAGGCCCUGUUACCUCAGUUUUGUAGUAGCUAAGUGCUUCAAUCAUGGUGCGCACAGGUCACCGACUGCCAUGCAUAAGUCAAAGAAAUGAAUAUAAAUAUAUAAAUAGGUGUGAUGUUUUUACCUGAAUUUGCUCCUAAAUCUUGUAUUCCUUGCCUGGUUUGUUAAAUUACCUGCUUUAGUUUUUUUAACAACAGAAAAUGUUUUUUUAACUUUGAAAUAGCAACACAUUUAUUUCUAAAACACA
This is a messenger RNA of Bemisia tabaci, 2167 nucleotides long. Its product is annotated as glomulin. Gene Ontology annotation, molecular function: ubiquitin-protein transferase inhibitor activity. Gene Ontology annotation, cellular component: cytoplasm. The record is from RefSeq and is a predicted model, not a curated record. Lineage: Eukaryota; Metazoa; Arthropoda; Insecta; Hemiptera; Aleyrodidae.